AUGACCACUGAGACAACCAUGGAGAUGGAAACGACCGAGACCACCACCAUGGAGAUGACCACGGAAACGAGCACCACCACCACCUUGCCCCCAAAUUUAUUCCCCAAAAGCACAGGGAGCAGGCGGCCCCAAACCUUCCCCUACGCCACAGUGUUCCCUGGCACAAACACCACGAACUUCCAUUUUGGCAACAGUUCCACAGGCAGCGCCGUGUCCAACCACACUGUGGGGCCUGUCCUCCGCACCCCUGCCAUCUCCCACAUCAAUGUCACCUCAAACAGCAGCAGCUGGGUCCCCCAUUUCGGCACCAACAGCAGCUCUGCCGCUCCCACCACUGUAGAUGGCAACCACAAUGCCAAAAGCAACGGGAGCACCAGCACUCCGGUGUUUCCCACCCAGACAACACAAACGCCCACCGGGGGUGGCCCCAACCCCUCUGCCGUCCAGCUGCUCGUCCGUGUCCCUCUGUCCUUCCGCAUCAUCAACAGGAGCUUCAACGAGAGCCUGCGCGACCCGGCGUCGGCUGAGUACAGGAGCCUGAGCCGCACUGUCCUGACCAUGUUCGAACACGUUUUUGGCUGCGCGGGCUGCAUGGGCACGCAGACCUACACGGGGUGCAGCGAGCUGCGCUACAGCCCAGGCUCGGUGGARGUCCAGUCCACCCUCGUGUUUGGGAACGGCAGUGACACCGUCACCCGCGACGCCGCUGAGCAGCGCCUGAGGAAGAGCCUGGAUGAGAACGGCUUCAUCAUGGGCCUGCAGCUGGACAGCAUCCAGAGCUCUGCAGAGGUGGUGUCCCCAGCUCCAGUGCCCGUGGUCCCGGACUGGGCCAUUGCUCUGUUGGUCCUGGUCAGCCUCCUGCUGCUGUUCAGCAUCUUCACCUGCCUCCUGCUGAUGUUCACGACCGAACGUGUCUCGUUUGACGCGUCCGCUUUCCCCACGGCUGCACAGGCGGAAUGUGACGGUGCCGAUGGCGCCGUGCAGCUGCACGUGUGGCACUGGGUGCAKGCGGCGUGUCCGGCUCCCGUCCCCUUCCUGUCCGGCCUCGGGCUCUGCCCAAUGCUGA
Malurus melanocephalus (red-backed fairy wren) is the source of this 1066-nucleotide messenger RNA. Its product is annotated as mucin-1-like. The annotation marks the transcript as partial. The record is from RefSeq and is a predicted model, not a curated record. The transcript has 5 exons. NCBI's taxonomy places the organism in Eukaryota, Metazoa, Chordata, Aves, Passeriformes, Maluridae.